AUGUUUCAGUCUCAGAAGGAGCUGGACCUACAUCAGAAGAAGCACACGAAGAGCACGUUCAUGUGCAACUCCUGCGGAUGGACUUUCACGGACGAGCGCCCUUACCAAGCUCAUCUCAAGUCUCACAAGGCGGAUGAAGGGGUCACCUGGAAGUGUAACAAAUGCAAGCUGGAGUUUGCUCAUAAGAACGAUCUUCGGGAACAUCUGAAAAAGCACAUCAAACGCACUUACAGAUGCGAGCAAUGUGGUAGGAUCUUCACCGAGGAGAUCCUGUACAUUGCUCACCUGCGGAAUCACAAGGCUCAUGAGGAUAUAAGAUGGAAGUGUAACAAGUGUAAGCUGGAGUUCAACAAGAAAGAGGAGCUCAAGGAACACCUGAAGAUCCACAUUAAACACACCUACAUGUGCGACACAUGCGGGGAGACGUUCGCGUACGAAAGCGACUACGCCGCACAUCUCAAGAAGCAUUAUUCAGAUGAAUUAUUGAAAUGCAACUUCUGUGAACUGAAAUUUGUGUCUCGCAUAGAUCUUACCGAUCAUUUGAAGACUCAUGUGAUGGAGCUUCAGAUCUGUGUCACGUGUGGAGAGACCUUCACAGACCAGGCCAAGUACCUGAAGCACAUCAAGUUCCACAAAGCCAUGCUGCGGUGCAGGAAGUGCGGGAUCGUGUUCCCCUGUCGGAGCGAUCUUGAGCUCCACAUGAAGACCCACGUGCAGCACAUCUACGUGUGUGAGACCUGCAGCGAUACCUUCACCAACGACAAGGCGUACACGGACCAUCUAAAGACCCACAAUGCCCUGCAGGAAGAGGAUGAUGCAGAUGACUUGCCUGUCAUUGUCAUUUCCUAA
Molecule: messenger RNA, 849 nt
Organism: Haliotis rubra (blacklip abalone)
Lineage: Eukaryota; Metazoa; Mollusca; Gastropoda; Lepetellida; Haliotidae
Product: zinc finger imprinted 3-like
Exons: 1
Coding region: 1-849 (282 amino acids)
Biological process (GO): regulation of transcription by RNA polymerase II
Cellular component (GO): nucleus
Molecular function (GO): RNA polymerase II transcription regulatory region sequence-specific DNA binding; DNA-binding transcription factor activity, RNA polymerase II-specific
Source: RefSeq, a predicted model, not a curated record